This is a messenger RNA of Menidia menidia (Atlantic silverside), 498 nucleotides long. Lineage: Eukaryota; Metazoa; Chordata; Actinopteri; Atheriniformes; Atherinopsidae. The record is from the annotation of a GenBank genome assembly.
AUGGACUCCUUCAGCACCAAGAGCUUGGCCCUCCAGGCCCAGAAGAAGCUGAUGAGCAAGAUGGCCACCAAGAGCGUGGCCAACCUGUUCAUAGACGACACCAGCAGCGAGGUGCUGGACGACCUGUACCGCGUCACCAAGGAGUACACCCGCAACCGCAAAGAGUCCCAGAAGAUCAUCAAGAACCUCAUCAAGAUGGUGGUCAAGCUGGGCAAGGUCCACACUCUAGCCAUGACGGCUGUCAGCUUCCACCAGAUCGAGUUCACCUUCGACCGCCGCGUCAUGAGUGCCAUCCUGAACGAGUGCCGGGAUCUGCUCCACCAGGCCAUCAGGCGCCACCUGACCGCCAAGAGCCACUCGCGGGUCAACCACGUCUUCAAUCACUUCGCCGACUGCGACUUCCUGGCGGCGCUCUACGGGCCCUCGGAGGCCUACCGCGGCCACCUGCAGCGGAUUUGCAACGGCGUCAACAAGAUGCUGGACGACGGGAACCUCUGA